GCCAAGUCCAGCUUACGACUCGAUCCGGAGCGGGAAAGCGACAUGGCAGCGCCAGCUAAGGCCGAGAACCUGUCCCUGGUGGUGCAUGGACCUGGGGACAUUCGUUUGGAGAAUUACCCAAUCCCUGAGCCAGGCCCAAACGAGGUGCUACUAAAGAUGCAUUCUGUGGGGAUCUGCGGAUCAGAUGUUCACUACUGGCAGAAUGGCCGAAUUGGAGAUUUUGUUGUGAAAAAGCCAAUGGUACUUGGGCAUGAAGCUGCAGGAACAGUCAUAAAAGUAGGAGAGAUGGUGAAACAUCUAAAACCAGGUGAUCGGGUUGCCAUCGAGCCCGGUGUUCCCCGAGAAACAGAUGAAUUCUGCAAGAUUGGCCGAUACAACCUGACCCCCUCCAUCUUCUUCUGUGCCACACCCCCGGAUGACGGGAACCUCUGUCGUUUCUACAAGCACAAUGCAGAUUUCUGCUACAAGCUUCCUGACAGCGUCACCUUUGAAGAAGGGGCCCUGAUUGAGCCUCUCUCUGUGGGGAUCUAUGCCUGCCGUCGAGGUUCCGUUUCUCUGGGGAAGAAGGUUCUUGUGUGUGGAGCUGGGCCAGUUGGGAUUGUCACUUUGCUUGUGGCCAAAGCAAUGGGAGCUUCUCAAGUGCUGGUGACUGACCUAUCUUCCUCUCGGUUGGCCAAAGCCAAGGAAGUUGGAGCUGAUUUCACCCUCCAGAUUGCCAAAGAGACCCCUCGGGAAAUUGCCAGUAAAGUGGAAGGCAUACUGGGAAGCAAGCCGGAAGUCACUAUUGAAUGCACAGGGGCAGAAUCCUCUGUCCAGACAGGCAUCUAUGCCACUCACUCUGGUGGGACCUUGGUGAUUGUAGGAAUGGGCUCCGAGAUGGUCAAUUUACCCCUCGUGCACGCAGCUGUGAGGGAGGUGGAUAUCAAGGGUGUGUUCCGAUACUGCAACACGUGGCCAAUGGCGAUUUCCAUGCUUGCAUCAAAAGUCUUGAAUGUAAAGCCUUUAGUUACCCAUAGGUUCCCUCUGGAGAAGGCUGUGGAAGCCUUUGAGACAUCCAAAAAGGGAGUGGGACUGAAAGUUAUGAUCAAGUGUGACCCCAAUGACCAGAACCCCUAAUGUGAAUUCAUCUGUGCCCUCAGCUUACCUCUCAGCACCUAAAUGGCUAGGAAUGGGAGGC
This is a messenger RNA of Phodopus roborovskii (desert hamster), 1177 nucleotides long. RefSeq names its product sorbitol dehydrogenase (gene Sord). Bases 43 to 1116 code for a protein of 357 amino acids. Gene Ontology annotation, molecular function: L-iditol 2-dehydrogenase (NAD+) activity; zinc ion binding. NCBI's taxonomy places the organism in Eukaryota, Metazoa, Chordata, Mammalia, Rodentia, Cricetidae. The transcript is spliced from 9 exons. Gene Ontology annotation, biological process: D-sorbitol catabolic process. The record is from RefSeq and is a predicted model, not a curated record.